GCUAACCGAAUUGUUUUGGAAGACUCUAAUAUCUUGCAGCCUGUGGGACUAACUGUAUUUGAAAACUGGCUGUAUUGGAUUGACAGGCAACAGCAGAUGAUUGAAAAAAUUGAUAUGACUGGUCGAGAAGGACGUACAAAGGUCCAAGCUCGUAUUGCACAACUUAGUGACAUCCAUGCUGUGAAAGAGCUCAACAUUCAGGAAUAUAGACAACAUCCAUGUUCUCAAGAUAAUGGUGGCUGCUCGCACAUCUGCAUCGUGAAGGGUGAUGGCACCACGCGCUGCUCUUGCCCGGUCCACCUUGUUCUGCUGCAGGAUGAGCUGUCCUGUGGAGAACCACCAACAUGCUCCCCUCAGCAGUUCACCUGUUUCACAGGUGAGAUUGACUGCAUCCCGGUGGCCUGGCGCUGCGAUGGUUUCACUGAAUGUGAAGACCACAGUGAUGAAAAGAACUGCCCGGUGUGCUCAGACACCCAGUUCCAGUGCGAAAGUGGACAGUGCAUAGAAAGUGCCCUGCGGUGCAACGGAGAAGCAAAUUGCCAGGACAACUCGGAUGAGAAGAACUGUGAAGUGCUCUGUUUAACCGAUCAGUUCCGCUGUGCCAGUGGGCAGUGCAUUGGGAAAAACAAGAAAUGUGAUCACAACCUGGACUGCAGUGACAGCUCAGAUGAGCAAGGAUGCUACACAACAGAGGAGCCUGCGCCACAGCCCAACAACACAAUAGGCUCCAUCAUUGGUGUGAUCCUUACAGUUUUUGUGGUUGGAGCAAUGUAUUUCAUCUGCCAGAGGGUGCUGUGCCCACGCAUGAAGGGAGAUGGGGAAACAAUGACCAAUGAUUACGUAGUGCAUGGACCAGCCUCUGUACCUCUUGGUUAUGUGCCUCACCCAAGCUCUUUAUCAGGGUCUCUUCCUGGGAUGUCUCGAGGUAAAUCUGUGAUCAGCUCCCUCAGCAUCAUGGGAGGGAGCAGUGGGCCACCGUAUGACAGAGCCCAUGUCACUGGAGCCUCUUCCAGCAGUUCUUCAAGUACCAAAGGCACUUACUUUCCUCCAAUUUUGAACCCACCUCCAUCACCAGCUACUGAACGUUCACAUUAUACCAUGGAAUUUGGUUAUUCUUCAAACAGCCCAUCCACUCAUAGAUCCUACAGGCCUUACAGCUACCGGCAUUUUGCACCUCCCACGACGCCCUGCAGCACGGAUGUCUGUGACAGUGACUAUGCCCCCAGCCGAAGGGUCACGGCAGCGACGGCCAAGGGCUAUACCAGUGACUUGAACUAUGACUCAGAGCCCGUCCCCCCUCCGCCCACACCGCGCAGCCAGUACCUGUCAGCAGAGGAGAACUACGAAAGCUGCCCGCCUUCCCCGUACACGGAGCGGAGUUACUCUCACCAUCUCUACCCACCGCCGCCGUCCCCCUGCACGGACUCCUCAUGAGAGGUAGCCCCCCCGCCCCGUUAUCUGCCUCCGCCGUGAAAGUGUAAAUACAAAGUGUUCUACUGGGGAGGGGGGAGGGAGCAAGCUCUCGGCGAGGGAGGAGGUAGGACAGUGUACAGUUAAGUGUUAUUAAAUGGGGUGGAGGAAUACUGAAGAUAUUUGUACAGAAGAAAAAAAAGGAUAUUUAUAUAUUUUCUUAAACAGCAACUGCUGCUUGUGCCAUAAGAAGAAAAAUUUUUGUAUAAAAGAACCCAGACAUUUGUACAAAAAGUUUUUAUUUUUGCAAAUGGAACACAAAAACAUGCCUUAAUCCAGUGAAGUGACUGAGCACAUAAGGAAAUGGAAGGACCGGGAUGUGUUACUUGUCCAGCGAGGUGAGAUGUGGGGUUUGUCAAUACCAAAAAUGUUUAAAGUAACUAAUAAUAAAGAAGUCCGUCUCAGAGCAGUAUACCAUAGAUACUUGGAAGUAGCCAAAUAACCUCUAUGUUAACUACAGAGGGCCAGCAACUAAAGUUAAACUUGAAAACGCAGUCAGGACAGAUACUAACCUUACACAAAGGGCUUUGUUUUCUACAGGAAUACAGCAAUCGUAGCAGUGAAUCCAGAAAAAUGAUCACACUUUUUUUAUUUCCUUUAGAUGAAUACACCUCCGUUUUGCCAUAAUGCAUUUACCAAACUAGAGCUUUUAGAGCUCUCUCCUUGCUUGUGGAUUUUCAAUGAUUUUUGUUAGGUAUAUUUUAAAGUUUGGUUUUUUUUUCUGUUUAGCUUUUCCCAUCUUUUCUGCAUCCUUUCUUCACGCCUGUGUCACUUUAAAUAGUGAUAUCCUUAUUUAAAGUACUGCUCGAACUGGGCUGCUGUAAAUUUUUUUUUCC
Messenger RNA from Mesitornis unicolor (brown roatelo), 2306 nucleotides. It is a transcript of the gene CD320, whose product is annotated as CD320 molecule. Gene Ontology annotation, molecular function: protein binding. Lineage: Eukaryota; Metazoa; Chordata; Aves; Mesitornithiformes; Mesitornithidae. The record is from RefSeq and is a predicted model, not a curated record. The transcript is spliced from 8 exons. The annotation marks the transcript as partial.